Molecule: messenger RNA, 1608 nt
Organism: Gracilinanus agilis (Agile Gracile Mouse Opossum)
Lineage: Eukaryota; Metazoa; Chordata; Mammalia; Didelphimorphia; Didelphidae
Product: flavin-containing monooxygenase 5-like
Exons: 8
Coding region: 4-1608 (534 amino acids)
Molecular function (GO): NADP binding; flavin adenine dinucleotide binding; N,N-dimethylaniline monooxygenase activity
Source: RefSeq, a predicted model, not a curated record
AUCAUGCCAGUGAAAAGAGUUGCAGUGAUUGGAGCUGGGGUCAGUGGUAUAAGUGCCAUUAAAAGCUGUUUAGAUGAAGGACUAGAACCUACCUGCUUUGAAGGAACAAAUGACAUUGGAGGUCUAUGGAGAUAUGAGGAAAAAUCAGAAGUGGGGAGACCCAGUAUCUAUAGAUCUCUGACUUGCAACACUUCCAAGGAGAUGACAGCCUUUAGUGAUUAUCCUUUUCCUGAUAAUUAUCCCAACUACCUGCACAAUUCCAAAAUGAUGGAGUACUUACGAAUGUAUAUCAAGCAUUUUGAACUUCUGAAGCAUAUUCGCUUCCUGGCAAAGGUAUGCAGUGUAAGGAAGCGCCCUGAUUUCUCUUCCACUGGCCAAUGGGAUGUUGUGGUAGAUAUUGAUGGGAAGCAAGAAUUCUACAUCUUUGAUGGGAUCAUGGUUUGCAGUGGCCAUUAUAAUUAUCCUUACCUGCCACUAAAAGACUUUCCAGGAAUCAAGAAAUUUAAAGGUCACUAUUUCCACACCUGGGAGUAUAAGAAUCCAGAGAAAUUUUUAGGGAAAAGAAUUGCUGUGAUCGGCAUAGGAAAUUCUGGAGCUGAUGUCGCUUGCGAGCUCAGUCAUGGAGCUAAACAGGUGUUCCUCAGUACAAGGCGAGGUGCUUGGAUAUGGAGUCGUCUUUGGGAUAAUGGGUAUCCCAUAGAUACUGUACUCUUCACACGCUUUUAUAACUACAUCAAUAAGUGGCUAACAACCUCUAUGAUCAACAACUGGGCAGAGAAUAAACUCAAUUCCAAGUUUAAUCACACAGAUUUUGGACUUCAGCCUCAGCAUAGGUUUCUGAGUCAUCAACCUACUUUCAGUGAUGAUAUGCCCAACCACAUAAUUUCUGGGAGACUGCAGGUGAAACCAAACGUUAUCGAAUUCACUGAAACCACGGCCAUAUUUGAGGAUGGUACUGAAGAGGAGAUUGAUGUUGUGAUUUUUGCCACGGGAUACACAUUUGACUUUCCUUUCUUGGAAGACAACUUGAAAAAUAUUGACAGCGAACACACCAUGUAUAAGUUUGUAUUUCCACCUUUUCUCGAGAAGCCAACACUAGCUUUUAUUGGUAUCCUCCAGCCAGUGGGAGCCACCAUUCCAACAUCAGAACUCCAGAGCCGUUGGGUUGCACGUGUAUUAAAGGGAGCAAAGAAAUUACCAUCACAGAAAGAUAUGAUGGCAGAUAUUAAGCGGACCAGAGACAAACUGGACAAACAGUUCUUGAAAAGCCCACGUGAUACUAGUCGAGUACCAUAUGUUCAAUACAUGGAUGAAAUCGCCUCUGAAAUUGGUGUGAAACCUAAUCUGUUCUGUCUCUUUCUCCAAGAUCCCAAGCUGGCCUUAGAAGUUUUAUUUGGUCCCUGCACACCAUAUCAGUACCGCCUACAGGGACCUGGGAAAUGGGCUGGGGCCAGGACAGCCAUCCUCACUCAAAGGGAACGAAUUAUCAAACCUAUGAGGACUCGAGUCCUCAAAUGUAACCAGUCUCCAAGUUCUGUGUUAUGUUGGCUAUUAGGAGCCGGCCUUAGCCUAUCUCUCUUUGUCUUUAUUUUAGCUAUUAAUGGGUAA